AUGGUGGAACCUAGAAAUACAAACUCAAGGCACAACUCACCCGUAAGGGAAGUUGCUUCUUCUUCCGAGGGAACUACAAAGGAUAUGUUUUCCGCCAUUAUGAAGGAGUUACAUGAGGUGCGAGGGAAUAUGAAUGCAAUGCAAGGAGAUUUCACGGCACUUCAUGAGGAUGUUGCUAUCCUAAGGGAACAAAUAGAAAACAAUUACUCAUUACCAUCUAGUCGUCAUGGUGGAAGUAGGGGAGGACGAAGUUCUAGAAGGAGUGAGGCUACAUACUCUAACCACCCAAGCGAACAUCAUUACUAUGAUAUGGAGGGAUGGCAUGAGGGCGCAUGGCAACAUCAUAAUGGGAGAGGUGGAGGAUAUGGCGCCAAUAGAGGCCAUGGAAACAAUCGAGGUGGGCACGAGAGGAGAGGAGACCGGUAUGACGACCCGUCGAGGAAUUUCAAACACACUAUUCCGGAAUUCCAUGGGAAGUUUGAACCCGACACCUACCUAGAGUGGGAAUCCCAAGUUGACAAGAUAUUCUCCUUACACAACUACUCCGAGGAGGAUAAAAUCAAACUCGUCCUAGCCGAAUUCCGGGGGCACGCCAACACUUGGUGGACCGAACUUAUGAGAAAUAGGCGAGCCUCGAGAAAGGGGAAAUUGAGGUCAUGGGUCGAGUUGAACAAUCUAAUGAGGUCUACAUUCGUACCUAAGUCUCAUUACCACAAGUUAAGAGGAGAGUUGCAAGACUUGAGGCAAGGCAAUAAAAGUGUCAUGGACUAUUACUACGAGUUGAUAGCUCUAAAGGGAAAAGUGGGACAUGAAGAGAGUGAAGAAGCUACCCAAGACCGCUUCAUUCACGGCCUCAACGUACACUUGAAACAUAAGGUCUAA
Messenger RNA from Salvia splendens (bonfire salvia), 882 nucleotides. RefSeq lists its product as uncharacterized. The coding region runs from base 1 to 882 and encodes 293 amino acids. The record is from RefSeq and is a predicted model, not a curated record. The transcript has a single exon. Lineage: Eukaryota; Viridiplantae; Streptophyta; Magnoliopsida; Lamiales; Lamiaceae.